Messenger RNA from Mytilus trossulus (common blue mussel), 3420 nucleotides. RefSeq names its product GMP synthase [glutamine-hydrolyzing]-like. Gene Ontology annotation, cellular component: cytosol. The transcript is spliced from 17 exons. Lineage: Eukaryota; Metazoa; Mollusca; Bivalvia; Mytilida; Mytilidae. Gene Ontology annotation, molecular function: GMP synthase (glutamine-hydrolyzing) activity; GMP synthase activity; ATP binding. Gene Ontology annotation, biological process: GMP biosynthetic process. The coding region runs from base 118 to 2166 and encodes 682 amino acids. The record is from RefSeq and is a predicted model, not a curated record.
AGUACGGUUAUGCAGUCAGACUUGUAGCAUGUUCUAUUUUUCCGCGAAUUUACAAAAACACAUUGGACUGCACCUAAUUUCGUUCUGCGAGACACAUUGGGCGAUCACAAGAGUGCAAUGAAUGGAUCUGCCAGUGUUAAUGGAGAGACAGAAAACAGAGACAAAGUUGUUAUACUAGAUGCAGGAGCACAGUAUGGAAAGGUAAUAGAUAGACGGGUGAGGGAACAAAAUAUAGAAUCAGAUGUACUUCCUUUAGAUACUCCAGCUUUUACAAUCAAGGAAAAGGGAUACAGAGCUAUUAUUAUAUCAGGUGGGCCUAGUUCUGUUUAUGCUGAAGAUGCUCCAAGAUAUGAUCCUGAUAUAUUUAGAUGUGGACUUCCAGUCCUGGGGAUUUGUUAUGGGAUGCAGAUGUUAAACAAAGAAUUCAAUGGUACUGUGAAAAAGAAAGAGGCCAGGGAAGAUGGCCAAUUCACAAUCACUGUGGAUACCAAAUGUAGUUUGUUUAAAGGUCUGAACAAGCAGCAGUCAGUCUUACUAACGCAUGGUGACAGUAUAGAUCAAGUAGCCAAAGGAUUUAAAUCAAUUGCUACUUCAGGGGAUAUUGUAGCAGGAAUAGCCAAUGAGAAGAUGAAUUUAUAUGGUGUACAGUUCCAUCCAGAAGUAGACCUAACAGACAAUGGUAGACAAAUGAUUAAAAACUUCUUACAUAACAUAGCCAAGAUUGAAGGGAAAUAUACCAUGGAAUCUAGGGAGGAAACUUGUGUCAAAUACAUCAGAGAAACCGCUGGGGAUCAUAAAGUUUUAAUGUUACUGAGUGGUGGCGUUGAUUCGACAGUAUGUGCAGCCUUACUACACAAAGCUCUGAAGGAUGACCAAGUGAUAGCUGUACAUAUAGACAAUGGUUUUAUGAGGAAGAACGAGAGUAAUCAUGUAGAAGUGUCUUUGAACGAAAUAGGUCUCGAUGUCAAAGUGAUCCGAUCUGCUCACACAUUCUACACAGGAAGUACAGCAGUGCCUGUUACACAGUCAGAUGGUACCUCACGGAAACGGAAAACAAGUACUCUGAACACCACAGAAAAUCCUGAGGAGAAAAGAAAUAUCAUUGGGGAUACCUUCAUGAAGGUAGCCAAUGACUUUGUAGAAGAGCUAAAUCUCAAGCCGGAAGAUGUAUAUUUAGGUCAAGGUACUUUACGACCUGACCUGAUAGAAAGUGCAUCAGAGUUGGCCAGUGGUAAAGCAGAUGCCAUUAAAACACAUCAUAAUGACACAGAAUUAGUAAGGGAGUUGAGAAAACAAGGCAGAGUUGUGGAACCUUUGAAAGAUUUUCAUAAAGAUGAGGUCCGUCAGAUUGGGAAAGACUUGGGACUGCCAGAUGAGAUGGUCCAGAGACACCCGUUUCCAGGUCCUGGUUUAGCUAUUCGUGUGAUUUGUGGUGAUCAUCCAUACAUGUGUAAAGACUUUGGAGAAACCAGUGUACUACUCAGAUUUAUUGUGGAUUAUGAAAAUGCAUUGAAAACUCCUCAUUUACUAAUUACAAGAAUAAAAGAUAGUACAACAGAAGAAGAGAGAAAAGAGUUAAAAAGAAUAAGUUCUGAGUGUAACUUGACAUCCACAUUACUGCCUAUAAAGACUGUUGGUGUACAGGGUGAUUGUAGAACCUACAGUUAUGUUGUUGGGUUGUCAACAGAUGAGAAACCGCCGUGGACAAGUCUUAUGUAUCUUGCCAAGCUUAUCCCACGAAUCUGUCACAAUAUUAACAGGGUUGUGUAUAUCUUUGGUGGUAGUGUUAAAUACCCAUUGGAGGAUAUAACACCAACAUACCUCACCAGUGGAGUGCUAAGUACCUUAAGACAAGCUGACUAUUUGUGUACAAAAGUAUUAAUAGAAGAAAAAUGUGUUCAUAAACUGAGUCAAAUGCCAGUGAUUAUAACGCCAUUACAUUUUGAUCGGGAUCCUGCACUGAACCUUCCGUCGUGUCAAAGGUCAAUUGCAAUACGCACAUUCAUAACGAAUGAUUUCAUGACGGGUAUACCAGCAACACCUGGACAGCAUAUAGACACAAAGGUGCUAGAUAGAAUGGUUACAGAGAUUUUAACGGUGCCCGGAUUAUCAAGGGUUAUUUAUGAUCUGACGUCCAAGCCUCCUGGUACUACAGAAUGGGAAUAAUAGCCUCCUGGUACUACUGAAUGGGAAUAACAACAUUUGCCAAAAUUGUCAUUGCUAAAACUGAGCUUUGUCUAAAAUCAAUUGAGAAAGGCAGCUCAAAAGACUGUCUAGAUGCUUCAUGAUACAAUUGUAUCUAUUUUAAGUGCUUCUAUUGUGAAAACCAGUUUGGUUGUUAAUUCAUUACUCAUAAUUUCAUAACUCAUCAACUCAACAGCAGUGUUACCAGUGCAUCUCAGAAAUGUAAUUUAUAAGCACUGUGGAUUCAUUAUUAUUCGCAGUAUACCAAUUUUUUCGUGGAUUUUGUGGAUUUUGUGAACCUUUAGUACUUAUUUAAAUGUUUUUGUAAAGUACAAAUUUUACAAAUUUUUAUAGGCUAGUCAAAGACUUUGGCAAAACCAUGAUAUUAAACUAUCCAUGAAAAUUUAAUUGUGUACCCAUGAAUAUCAAAGAAUCCUCAAUAUUCACAAACAUAAGAGCAUUGUUACCAGUACAUGCUAAAAAAAACACAUUUUUUUAGUUUUCACAUGAUCUUUAUGAUGUAUUAUUCUAUCAACACCAGGGUUGACAUUUACAGAACAAAGGAGUAGGUCCGGUAAGGCUGAUUUUGGCCUCAAAUUUCAGGUUCAUCUAACAAAAGAUUUCGGACACUUUUUAAAUACUUAAGUGUCUAUUUCAAGUGAUUCAAUUUGUUUAUGUGAAAGAUUUUAACUGAUUUAGUCAUUAAAAACGCCCUGACUCAAGCUUAAAUAUGAAAAAAAUAUCAAAUAUUCCAAAAAUCAUCACUUUUCAGAUGUUUUUUGUCAAAAAUGAAAGUGACCUCAUCCGUGUUCAUCCUCAACCUUUAUAUAUAUUAUGUAUUAUCAUCAAAUACAACUUACAUUUCAAUAUUAUGAAUGAACACAAAUGCGGCCACUUUUAUUUAAGACGUAAACUGUCUAAAAAUGCUAUAAUUGUGAAGAUUUCAGUAAUUUAGUAUGACUUAAUGAUGCUAGUACCCGAUAUAUGUGCAUUGUAUUGUCAAAAACAGCCCAUAUUUAUGUACCAGGAGCAUUCAACUUUUCAAUAAAUAUCUUAAUGAUUACAUUUUCACAAUUUUCUAAAACUGCUAUAUUUUGGGGCCAUAAAGUGGUCUUACUGAACCUACUCCUUUACAGUAACUUGUUUCAUAAAAGUGUUGACUUAUUGAAUAUUUUUGUUUAUAAGAAGCAGUCUCUUUUUGGACUAGAUAUUGUCUCAAUAAACACAUUAAGAUUG